Messenger RNA from Setaria italica (foxtail millet), 2624 nucleotides. Its product is annotated as polycomb group protein EMBRYONIC FLOWER 2. Gene Ontology annotation, molecular function: chromatin DNA binding. The coding region runs from base 354 to 2138 and encodes 594 amino acids. The record is from RefSeq and is a predicted model, not a curated record. The transcript is spliced from 21 exons. Gene Ontology annotation, cellular component: nucleus. Lineage: Eukaryota; Viridiplantae; Streptophyta; Magnoliopsida; Poales; Poaceae.
GCUCACGCGCUCGCAGCCGCAGUCGAUUCGACCCCGACCGGGCGCGGAAAUAAGCGCUGCCUCCCGCUCCCAACAAACCCUCCCAAUUCCCAGUUCCCCUUCGCCGCCGCCGUACACCGGAGGUGGAGCUUGCCGUGUGGGUCACUCCGUGUCCACCUCCUUGAAGCGUGCAAGUGCCCCCCAGGAGUCCGACCUCCAUAGGAAGGGAAGGAGGCUCCCUACGCCAUCCCCGUCCCCGGCGACGGCGAGCAUAACGCCACCGGUCCGUGCCUCUCUCAGCCGAACCCUCCUCCGACCGGUCACGGUUCCCCUCUCGGUCCGGUGGGGGCAGAGAUCUUCCAGGAAUAUUAGUGAUGUGUCUUCAACAUUCAAGGGCUCGAUUGUCUCCAGAUGAGCAACUGGCUGCAGAAAAAAGUUUUGCCUUGUAUUGCAAGCCAGUUGAGUUGUACAAUAUCAUCCAGCGGCGAGCUGUAAAAAAUCCCCUUUUUAUUCAAAGAUCCCUUCUAUACAAGAUACAGGCAAGGAGAAAAAAGAGGAUUCAGCUAACCAUAUCACUUUCUGGAAGUACAAAUACCCAAGCACAGAAUAUCUUUCCUCUUUAUGUACUUUUAGCUAGACCUACUAGUAAUAUUACGCUUGAAGGGCAUUCUCCAAUAUAUCGAUUCAGCCGGGUUUGUUUGCUUACUUCUUUUAGCGAAUUUGGAAAUAAAGACAAAACUGAAGCCACUUUCAUAAUUCCUGAUCUGAAGACUUUGUCAACCUCCCGCGCAUGCAACCUUAACAUUAUCUUCAUUAGCUGUGGGCAAGUAGGACAAAUUAUUGGUGAAGAUAAAUGCUCUGGGAACGAAGUGGAAGGCUCUUCCCUCCAAAAGCUUGAAGGAAAAUGUUCUUGGGGUAAAAUAGCAACUAAUUUACUUGCUUCCUCUUUGGAGAAAUGUGUGACUUUAAGUGUGGGAGAAACUGCAGAUUUGAUUUCUACAGUUAAAAUGAGCCCAAGCUUCUUAGAGCCAAAAUUUCUGGAACAAGACAAUUGCUUGACAUUUUGCUCCCAUAAGGUUGAUGAUACGGGUUCAUACCAAUUAAAAGUACACAUGUCUGCAGAAGAGGCUGGUGCUAGAGACUUGUCUCUGUCUCCUUACAGUAAUUACUCAUAUAAUGAUGUCCCACCUUCGAUGUUACCAGAAAUCAUAAGGUUGAGAGCUGGCAAUGUGCUUUUUAAUUACAAGUACUACAAUAAUACUAUGCAAAAAACUGAAGUUACUGAAGAUUUUUCUUGCCCAUUUUGCUUGGUACCGUGUGGAAGCUUCAAGGGCCUCGGAUGUCACUUAAAUUCGUCACAUGAUCUAUUCCACUUCGAGUUUUGGAUAUCUGAAGAGUGCCAGGCUGUUAAUGUUAGUUUGAAGGCUGAUGCCUGGAAAACUGAGCUUCUGGCAGAGGGAGUUGAUCCAAGGCACCAAACAUUUUCCUACCGGUCGAGAUUCAAGAAGCGUAGACGGUUGGAAACGACUGCUGAGAAAUUCAGGCAUGUACAUUCACAUAUUAUGGAAUCAGGAUCACAUGAAGAUGCUCAGGCAUUGUCUGAAGAUGAUUAUGUGCAAAGGGAGAACGGGUUUUCUGUAGCAGAUGCUCCAGUUGACCCUAGCCACACUGUACCUGGUAGCAAUCUUCCACCACCAACAGUGCUACAGUUUGGGAAGUCAAGGAAGCUAUCUGUUGAGAGAUCUGACCCCAGAAAUAAACAACUCCUGCAAAAACGUCAGUUUUUCCAUUCGCACAGGGCACAGCCAAUGGCAUUGGAACAAGUCUUCUCGGAUCAUGAUAGUGAAGACGAAGUUGAUGAUGAUAUUGCCGACUUUGAGGAUAGAAGGAUGCUUGACGAUUUUGUUGAUGUUACGAAAGACGAGAAGCUUAUUAUGCAUAUGUGGAAUUCAUUUGUUCGAAAACAAAGGGUGCUAGCUGAUGGUCAUAUACCUUGGGCUUGUGAGGCCUUCACCAGGUCCCAUGGCCAACAACUUGUGCAAAACCCUGCCCUGCUGUGGGGCUGGCGUUUUUUCAUGAUUAAACUCUGGAACCACAGCCUUCUUGAUGCCCGCACCAUGAAUACGUGUAACAUAAUUCUCCAAAGCUACCAAGACUGAAGUUCUGACCCCAAGUAAAUUCCAUGCAAAGAAACUGCUAGUCAACUUGUGUAAAAUGGCAUCAGUUGUAGGUCUGGUAAUUGAAGAAGUUUUCUGAACAAGAAAGAAAGAAAAAACCUUUUGUGGAAUAACUUGGAAGGUACCAUAGCGGCAUGUAUUUGGAGGGAAGGUUUGAGAGCAGCUCCCCUCCUGGGAAGAAAUCAGGGGAAGGUUUAAGAACAGCUCCCCUCCUGGGAAGAAAUCAAGGGAUUAGGCUGCAUCCGUGGCCGAGACAAUCAUUGUUUCAUUCAUGACUGAUCGAUUGUAUUUAUUGAUACUGGAUGUUGUUUACUGGUGGAGUGUGGUAUGGAUGAUGAAUAAUUUGUCAUUCACUGUAGUGUUUCUUAUUUCCUGUAUACAAUUGAGCGUCGUUGAACAUCUAUUGCGUCUGCGCGCGCUAGAUAUACGCUGUUUGUACUGUUUGGUGAAGAUUUGUGUACUUCUGUC